AUGCCCAAAACAAAAUCAAAAUCCUCAAUUUAUGAUGCUACUAAAAAAAAAAAAGCUGCAAAUGCAUAUUUUCAAUACAGAAAUUCAACAAUAGACCCCGAGAAUAAAAGUCAGAUGAGAGAUCAUUCACGGGACAGCGCAUCAGGAUGGAAAAAUCAAGAUGAUUCGCAAAGAAUACCAUUCUUUCAAGCUGCGGCCAAAGAUGCGGUUGAGAAAGAAGUGGCUUCAGGCGGUAACGGCUUUACACAAAAAUCCUUCGAGCAGUGUGGUAAAUUUGCAUUUGUAAACGAAACCCCGAUCAGAAAAGAAAUCAUUCCUCCUUUGGCUAAACAAGAGGUACAAAAAGUUCACAAAAGGGUUUUAAUUAAUAACCGUAGAUCGGAUGUUGAUGAUCAUAUCGUGAUUAAAAAGGCUAAAGUAACGGAUCCAAUUGAGAACUGCGGGAUAGUUCUCGGAAACACACUCACCACUCGGGUUCAACAGCAAUCCGAUGUCGACGAACCAAGCGUUGUUAAAAAAGUUGCCGAUGUUCAAAAUGUUUUAUGUGAGGUCUCACAAAAAGACAAAAAUUAUGAGUACUUUGAGAAAGAAGCAACUUCCAGUGGUGGUAAUUUCGCGUUUGAAAAGUCGAUAGAAGAAGUAAGGAUUUUUCCUUUGGCUCAAGAAGAGGUUUCAAACGAUACCAACAGGGUAACUCAGGUUCAACAGCAAUCGGAUGUUGAUAAACCAAUUCUUCAAAAGAUUUUAAUUGGGAUUCCGCAGAAAGGCAAAUCUUCAUGCAGUAGUGAUAAUUUCGCAUUUGAAAAGUCGAUAAAAGAAGUAAGAAUUUCUCCUCCUUUGGCUCAAGAAGGGGUUUCAAACGAUAACAACAGGCUAACUCAGGUUCAACAGCAAUCGGUUGUUGAUGAAACAAGCGUUAUUAAAAAAGAUGUCAUUGCUCAAAAUAUUUUCAUUCAACCAACCAAAAGUAGUGAUGAUGAUGAUGGCACCAUGAUAAAUAUUGAAGGUGCUUCUCAAAAAAAUUAUCCAUCAGAUGAGGAAGACGAUGUGUUUAAUAAAUAUACUCAUGCGAAAGAUUAUAUACCUGGAACAGAUUUUACACCCGAUAUCAUAAUUGACGGCACAUCUCUACCCAAUUCGACUCAUUCAAGCUUCCAUGACAACUGCGGAGAUGGUUUAACUGAAACCCUCAACGACUGUUUUAAUAAUAAUGAUGAUCAUAAGUAA
Molecule: messenger RNA, 1227 nt
Organism: Funneliformis mosseae
Lineage: Eukaryota; Fungi; Glomeromycota; Glomeromycetes; Glomerales; Glomeraceae
Source: the annotation of a GenBank genome assembly